UGUGUACAGGGCAGCCGCGUGGUGUGUGUGUACGUGUGUGUGCGUGUGUGUGUACGUGGCUCGGAGGUGCUCUUAACACGCUCACAAGCACCCCUAUACCGCACACACUUAAAGGGGUUGGCAGCGAAGUGGUGUUGAGAAGGUGAUGAAAAAUUAAAGAAAACAAAGAAAAAGGAAAAGAAGUGCUGUUGAUUUUAAAAGUUUAUAUUACUGUGCUCUUUUCGCUACGUCAUUUUUACGCAAUUUACGCUACUGUUCUUUAUUAUACGCCGGUGGUGAUAGUGGUGGUGCUGGUGGUGGUUGUGUUGAUGGUGGUGGUGAUAGUGAUGCCACAGGUGUCUUUAGCUACACGGCACAGCUGAUCCGGUGUUGAGAGAGAAAAAGAGAGAGAGAGAGAGAGAUACAGAGAGAGAGAGAGGGUGAGGCAAGGUAACACACACUCACUCACUCACUCACUCACUCACUCACUCACGGACUCGCCCACUGAUAGCAGCUGAUUGGGAGGAGAGAUAAGAUAGCAAGAAGUGGAAAAAAGCUGCUGAUUGAUGGAAGAUUAGCGUGGCAGAGAGGAACAAGUUGUGCUCUCUGUGCCUCUCCCUGCACCUCCCUCUCCGUCAGUCCCCAGUGGUGUAUGUGGUUGUGAGGCUGUGGCGGUGUUGUGGUGGUGUUGAUGUUCCUGCUCCCCGCCGCUCAAGAGUGUGGUGUUGAUCCAACCUGUAAAAUGUUGUUGGAGGAAUAUACGGUGGCGGACAUGACGGGCAGGUACGUCGAUGGAGGUUCACCUGAGGUCAUUAACCUGGACGAGAAUGGCAGGGUGAUGAACAGCGUGCACCGAGAACCAGACCCCGAUGCCAUUAAAAUGUUCGUGGGCCAGAUCCCGCGCUCCAUGGACGAGAACAACCUGCGGAAGAUGUUUGAGGAGUACGGCGAGGUGUUCCAAAUCAACGUGCUGCGGGACAAAGUGACGGGGCAGAGCAAAGGCUGCUGUUUCGUCACCUUCUACACCCGUAAGGCGGCGUUGGAGGCUCAGAACGCCAUGCACAACAUCAAGACACUGCCUGGGAUGCACCACCCAAUUCAGAUGAAACCCGCCGAUACCGAAAACAGAAACGAACGCAAGCUCUUUAUCGGGAUGCUGAGCAAGAGAUACAACGAGCAGGACGUGCGGGUCAUGUUCUCCGCCCACGGCACCAUCGAGGAGUGCACGGUGCUGCGGGAUAACAACGGCCAGAGCAAGGGCUGUGCCUUCGUCACCUUCUCCACCCGGCAGUGCGCCAUCAACGCCAUUAAGAAGAUGCACCACUCGCAGACCAUGGAGUCUCCAAGUCACCUCGGUUCACAAGUUCCAUCAUCCCCUCAGGGCUGCUCCUCCCCACUGGUGGUUAAGUUUGCCGAUACACAGAAGGAGAAGGAUGCCAAGCGGUUACAGCAAGUCACCCAGAACUUGUGGAAUGUUGCCUCGGCCAACAACCUCGCAGCCUUGGGCCCCCAGUACCUCGCUAGAGAGAGAGAGCGCGGAAGAGAGAGCAUCUCCUCUGCUAACAACCUGGUCACUCUCGGGCCUCAGUAUCUGGCUUUGCUUCAGCAGCAGAUGGGAAGCUCCACCAGUUCUGGAGCCACAGCCAGCAGCCUUUCCAGCCAACUGGGAAACCUUCAACAGCUGCCUUCCCUCAACAAUGUGAGCGUUCAGCAACUCCUGGCAGCAUCUCAGGGCAACUUGGCUACCCAACAAAUGUUUGAUUCUCCAGCUGGGCUGAGUGGCCUUGGCUCUCUAAGCAGCCUCAACCUUCCCACCUCCACCAACGGCUCCCAGGACAGCAGCCUGCAGGGCCUCCUGGCCUCCAUGGGCUCUCAAAGCACAGGGCUGGGCAUGAACGUGCAGAACCUAGCGUCCUUGGCAGCUAUCACUGGUGGCAGCACGACGGGCCUCCAGGCUCUCACUCAGCCAGGUAUCACACUCCCUACCUCUCCCAGCUCCCCCUUCACUCUCACCACUGACCAAGUGCUGACUGGCCUCACCACCUCCACCAGCGGUUUUGCCAACAAUGUGACAGCUGCCACUGGCCUGGGAGCAGCAGCCUCCUCCAACCCGGCUGGGAAGCAGGUGGAAGGACCCGACGGCGCCAACCUCUUCAUCUAUCACCUUCCACAAGAAUUUACUGACCAAGAAUUGGCCCAAGCCUUCUGGCCAUUUGGCAAAGUCAUCUCUGCUAAAGUCUUUAUUGAUAAGCAAACAAACCUCUCAAAGUGCUUUGGCUUUGUAUCGUACGACAAUGCAAUGGAUGCCCAGCGUGCCAUCCAACACAUGAACGGCCAGCAGAUUGGUAACAAGCGUUUGAAGGUGCAGCUGAAGCGAUCCAAAACUGACUGCAAGCCAUACUAACAGCUGCCAUGUUGUGCUGUUCUGCCCCGUGCCCCGUAUUGCCUGCCGUCCGUAUAACAGUGUCUGCGUCCUUCUCCCAUCUUCGUAGCACGUCUCAUACGUACGUAUGUAUACGUAUGUGUAUGCCAUGUGGUUGUAUACUCUUGUGCAGCUGCUGUCAAGUCACUUAACGCUAGCAGAUCACUAACUACCCAGUCAGUCAUCACACGUCAGCCUCCACACCAGGUAGGCUCUGUAACCUCUCAGCUGUGCUUGUCACAAACACAGACAAGCAACCUCACCAUAAGGCUGUCAUUUGCUAUUAUCUGUACAAAGGAAAGAAAUGUUUAAUAUUACUACACUUUAAAUAGCUGUUUAAGAGUAAAUAAUGUAUACUGUCCUUUUAUCCAUUUUUACUGGAUCACCCAUUACUUUAAGGAGAUGGACAAAGAUCAUUACUCGUCAAAGGCUAACUUUCCAGUGUAUGUUGAUGACCAAAAAGUUAUUACAUAACAUUCACUGGUAGCUCCAUGCACAAGUUACAUAUUCACAGUAACUGGCCCAACCCUCCCAACCUGAAAUCAUGAUGAUCCUUUCCAGUUUCACUUUUAAGCAAAAAAAGAUCAUAUUUUAUAAGAGAAGGGAAUCAGUCCCUACCUGGGGCUGGCCAAGGCAGCUCCUAAUUCACACAUCAUAUAUAAUGUCCUCGUGUACUUAUUAUGUGCCAUGGCUUCUUGAAACGUGUAAACACUAAGCAUUGUGUUUUAGAUAUUACAUGGAAUAUAUGUUUUGUAAAUGUGCUAUCAAAAAUUGGAAUGCAUGCUUAUAAAUAUUCAAAUACUGUCUUGUACUUUCAUGUACUGCACAAAGUGAUCAUUAAUUUUUAUCAGUACAAAAGUAACAACUUUUGUAUAUUUAUUGUAAUCCAAGGUCAAUAUUUUUAUAGCAGUCUUUGCAUUGCUUACCUAGAAACAUUAAUCAGUGUUUGUCUUCAAAGAUUUUCUAGAUUUUAGGAUGACAAAUCUUCCAGUCAUUUCAGCUCUCAUCAACACCUUGGCUGGAACACUGGGAGGAGGAGGAGCCUCACCCCACACCCGGGCGUCGCUGCCGGCCAGGGUGCACGCCAGCUCCUCACAGGCGCUGGCGUGCACCCCGGCCGGCCGCUGACCCUUACGUGUCCUCUUUGUAGUGUUUGGAUAUGUAAGACAGCUGUGCUUAGAGUUGGGCCUUAUUGAGGAUGAUAUGCCGGAUUCCUCUCUGGCACAGUUGAAUUUCAAGCUUCAUGAAAAUGUAGAGAUGUACUUAAAACUUUUCAUAAGGAAGAGACUAGUUAAAUGCCUUUGUAGAGGAUUGAGGGAAGGAGCGGAAGAGGCAGGGUGUGGCUUGAAGCUCUUUUUCAGAUCCUCUCGCUGUUUCUGCUGUUUGGAUUUCCUCGGGAGAGUGUCUGAGGCCGGGCCGAGCAAAGACAUUAACUAGUCUAUUGUUGGGAGUUUCCACAAAGAGGGCAUCCCCCCUUCAAUAUUGUUAUUAUUUUUAUGGUUUAUUACUUUUUACCUUCAAACACUUUCUGAGAGGAAAUAUAUAGUGGAAAUUUGCCAUGAUCUUACUCUAGUAUUACUCUUAAUGAAACUAUCCUAUUUUGUUAUGACCUUUUAAAUACAUACUUUGUGGUUGCUUGUAAAAACACAUGGUUAUCCAUCCUUUAUAUCAGAUCCAUAAUUUGAAUCCCUUGAGUUUUAAAAGUUGUAGGAAAUAGCUUACCCAUAUCUCAUCAGAGCAACUACUGCCACCUUCCACAUGCUGCCUGGAGUUCAUGCUAUUGGCUUAAGACUUCAUUACCCGAACAGACAUAACAACUAGGCUCACCGUGAAGCUGUAUAGUAUGACAGAUUACUGUGACAAGAGGCAGGCUAGAAAUAGCCCGUCUGGCAUACAGAGCUUAGGAUAACCAAAGAAAAUGUGUUUGUCUGUGUUUGUUGUAGCUCACAGCCAUGGUAGACUGAGGAAGUGGUCCUUCAAAGUCCUGUAUUAGAUUUUUACUGUCUGUUCCCACUAGAAAAGAAGUUAUACAUGUUAUUUAUUACCAUACUUAUGGUAUGUUGAUGUUCUUUCCAUGUCUCCUGUGUUUCUCUUCCCCCCAUAAAUACUUGAUUGACUGAAGUGGGGUGUUCCAUAGUGACUGUGUGAGGCAGACAUUUCACUUGCCUAUAAAGGUCAAUGCCAUCUCUGUGCCUUUGUUUUACAUUGCUUACCAUUUUGUGCUUAUACUGCAGCUAAGAGAAAGUGUAAGUCCUUGAAUUUAUGUUUACAAGAGACAUUAGAUAACUACCCUGUUACAAUAUAGGAGAGCUUUCAUGUGUAGGUGGAUGUGCUGUUUAAUGUAGUUGUGUUAAAAAGAUAUAUAUAUAGAAAUUAGGUUUAGAGGGAAGUUAUUGAUUUAUUAUUUUUCCUUUGAUUAGUGUUGUAUUCAGCAGUAACAAUGGUAAGAAUAUAUAUCUUAAAUGUAUUUACUAUGUUCUGUUGGGUUUGUUUAUGAAACAAUUAUGUAUGUGUGUAGUCAAUAGUUAGCUGUUUGGUUUUACUUUGAUUUUUCAGGUUGUAUGACUUUUUUUGUCUUGUGUUUUAUUUUUUCCUCUGUGUAACGUGAACACACCUCAAAGCAUCCAUGUUUAUUGUGUUUCUACCGUGGUGUGUCCACUGCCGACUGCAGGAUGUGGGGUAUGAUUAGUCCAUUCUCACAAGGCAUCUUACCUUAAAGCUUUUGUUCUCUUUCAUAGGAAUUAGGAUUGUUUCCUCUGUCUCAUGGUUCCUCAUUAAUUAUCAGUUGUACUACAUUCGUAAAUGGAAAGGUUAAGGUCAGGUGUCUUUUGUUUCUGUGUGUUUACUAGGAAGGUGGUCUCAUUUUUAUUUUCAUUUUUUUGUGUGUGUUGCAUUUUUUCUGCUUUUGUUAACUUACUGUGUGGUAUGAAGAGUUAUUGUAAGGGGAAGUCAUUUUCCAAUUACUGAUUAGAUGAGUAAAUUUUGUUUUGAAACUUAUGAAAAUGACACUGAUUAAAUAAUUUUGGCCUUGUCCCCAAAUUCUAGUGUCCUGUGCUGUAGUGGAGACAGAGUACCCUCAUGACUGUACUUUUCUACCUUAUGUUAUGUUGUGGUUAUUAUGUCCUGUGUACUGAGGUGUAGAUGGAGUAGCUUUUAUUACAGUAGGGGCACGUCUUGAUGCUAUUGAAGAGUGAACCAUGAUUUUUGUACAUGGUCCCAUAAAGACCGAGCGUUUGUAAUGCUUCCCCGCCUCAGCAGCCUGGCAGAGUCGAGGCCCUGCCGGGCUGCCUGUACUCAGGAAAGACUCUCCCGUGAGAGCCGUUGUCCUGUCCCGAUUAACCAGAGGACUAACAUUCAGAGAAGAUAUGUGAUUUUUGAGUCAUUGCCACACUGAUAUGUGUCAUUAUUGUUCACGUCAUACAAGGUAUUUUUCCAUUGAUAGUGGAAAUUUAUAUUAUGUCAGUGGAAGCCCUGUUCACAACCUCUAUAACUUAAUGCUGGAUGCCAAAAGCAUGGCCCCCCCAUUUCAGGCUCUGCAAUGUACUGUGAUUUUAAGACCAGUGAGUGUGCAUUCGUGUAAGUGUUUUGCUUUGUGUGGGUUCUAUAGGAAGGACAAACUUAGCAAGAUGUUUGGCAGGAUUUUUAUUUUUAUUUUUUUCUUCAUUUUUUUCUUGAUAAGAGAAUAAACAAAUGUUUGAAUAGUGUCAACAGGCUUGGGAAGACUGGACUGUGGUGCAGCAUGUGCCUAGUGCCUGCACCACCACCACCACAUGAGGUCUUGGUCAGAUGGUUUCCUAUAUUUGUCUUCACUCCUCAAAGUUGUGAAAUUGGUUGUGUAGGGAUUUUGAAGUGUAUGUUCAGUGCCUGUUUGGGGAGAUUAAUAGUAGUGUAUUGUCUGCUUGCACUCACUCUAAAUGUAUUGGAAGAGAAGUGUCGUCAAGUAACAAUGUAAAUGAAGAAGUGAACUCGUGUAAAGCUGAAUUGUCAUAUUGUCACUCCCACUUGUGUUUGCUGUGCAAGUCCUCAAACUUUUCACAGUUACCUAAAAAGACAAAAACCUGUGUGUCAUAAAAGAAACUAUCAACUCUUUCUUUAUCUUGGGUGAUUCAGUUUGCUCAGUUUGAUUGACUAAAAUUACAGAUUCCAGGUACAGCACAGUCAUAAGUACAGUAUAGUAUUUUGUUGCCUGUUACUUGGUGUUCAAAGCCAGUGACUCGAGGCCCAUUCACACCCGGUCGGGGCUGCCCAGUGCAGAGACUAAGAUGGUGGUGCAAGAGGACAAUACCAACGCGUGAGUAGUUGUAAUUUUCUACUUCCAAACAGCCAACCCGUAAUUUUGUAAUGAAAUGUACAAGGAUAUAGAGGCAGAAGAAUAAAGUAUUUUCAAAGGA
Molecule: messenger RNA, 6792 nt
Organism: Eriocheir sinensis (Chinese mitten crab)
Lineage: Eukaryota; Metazoa; Arthropoda; Malacostraca; Decapoda; Varunidae
Product: CUGBP Elav-like family member 2
Exons: 15
Coding region: 671-2383 (570 amino acids)
Biological process (GO): regulation of alternative mRNA splicing, via spliceosome; mRNA splice site recognition
Cellular component (GO): cytoplasm; ribonucleoprotein complex; nucleus
Molecular function (GO): mRNA 3'-UTR binding
Source: RefSeq, a predicted model, not a curated record